This is a messenger RNA of Esox lucius (northern pike), 6059 nucleotides long. Its product is annotated as rho guanine nucleotide exchange factor 9. Bases 918 to 5366 code for a protein of 1482 amino acids. Lineage: Eukaryota; Metazoa; Chordata; Actinopteri; Esociformes; Esocidae. The record is from RefSeq and is a predicted model, not a curated record. Gene Ontology annotation, molecular function: guanyl-nucleotide exchange factor activity; protein binding. The transcript is spliced from 17 exons.
AGGUCAUACUUCUGUGGUUUUUGAAAUAUAUUCAAUGUAUGAAUAGUACAUCACUUAAAUAUGACUUCAGGUCCCAGCUUCCCAGGGUUUAGCAUGUUUGUUUUAUAGACUGCCACAACAUAUCUGACCCCUUCAUUCUCAUUCAUUCUCUGUUUACCCUCUGUGAUGUUCAUAAUGGCCGUUGAAAUAAUUACAGCUGUUUGUGGCUGAACUGGAUCAAGUGUGUGUGUGUCUAUGAUGUGUGUGUGUACAAUCUCCAUCCAAGCCUUCACUCAGUCCAGACUAUGUCACAGGAAGCACAGGAAGACGGCGAUUGUUCUGAAAAUUAGAAGCCUAUGACAUCAUUGCUAAGAGCAGUGGCCACAUUCACAGUUGAAACACCCAUAGAAAACUGGCCGCAUAUGUUUACACAACAAACACCCAGGUCAGGCUACAUGAACGCAUCCACGGUUACAAGGUCACUCAGUGCUAUUGUUUUGGUUUGCCUUGAAACAUGUUUCCAGUUCAAACACCUAGAAAAACGUCACUGACCUAUAGAUUUAAUAUGGAGAUCAGAGACAAAUCAUUCUGUUCCUCACUUUCUUUCUCUUCCUCUAUCACUAAGAAUGAAUCAAGCCGCUUGUCGUGUUAUUUACAGUGGUGUGCACGUGUAGUGGGUGUUGGUCUGAGCAGAGUGGGGUGUUACAGAUUGUGUGUGUGUAAUGUCUUUGUGUUCAGGGUAAUGUGUGUGUAAUGUGGACUGAGAAGGCUGGGAGAGGACGAUGCCAGGAGAGGCUGAGAGCUUCAGGCCAGGAUGUAUGCAUUGUGACUAGAUGAGACAGCAGGAAAGCUGCCUGGGUUCUGGAGGAAGUGGGUGUGCGUGAUGGCGAUGAUGGGAUCCAGAGCUGACAGCUGACGCUGUAGUAUAAUGAGAGAAGAUGGAACACACAGACACGCCCGUCACCCAGAGUAAUAACCCCAAUGGGUUUGUCAACAAGGUCUUCAAUGUGUCUCUGGAUGUGGACAAUAAGACUGGUACCGUAUCCAUCCUGGACACUGGGAAGGGAGAAGGUCAAGGGCCCACACAUAUCCAGGGGCCUGAGGAUGGGCAACCAGAGGCCCACGGUCCCCCUCAGACCCCCGGGAAGGAGCGCCAUGAGGUGUACCGUCGACACAGAGCUACAGGGGGCAUCUGGAAGAUCCUGACUCGACGAAGAAACGGCUCAGAGCUGGAAAACAGACGACCUCACUCCAUGAUCCUCCCUGGAGAGGCCGCCUCCAUCCCUAAGCUGUCCUUCGCUGACAAGGUCCGCUCUUUCAAGAAGCUCCGGUCUCCAGCCGUCUUCAAGGGGAGGAUCGGUAAGAUGUCUGGGUCCAAGUUCAAAGAAGAGGAGACGGAGGAAGACUCGUCCACCCUGCAUCCCGGCAAGGGCACGUUUCGCCAUCGCGGGAAGAGGCACUCGUAUGCCGGACACACAGCGGAUUUUGACUGCUCGUUUGACGAUAUUGACCUGACCGCUACCCUGGACAGACACCAUCUCCCUUCACUGGUAGAGCCAGUCACCCAGAACGGCUCCAAGCCCACAGAGAGGGUGGUCUCCUACACCAAGAGGUCUCAGGUCCAGGCUCAGACCAACCACUCCUCCAACUGUAACAGUACUCCCGCAGGACCCUGUGAGGAGCCGGGUGUGAGGAGCAGUCCCAAGGCCCCGCUGACCGGGAGGAGGUCGAAGGGAGCUGACGUGUGGAGCUACCUGAGGAGGAUCUCCGUUCUAGGGAAGGGAACUCCGGUGUACGCAGAGAGGAGCUUCGACUCGGAGCUUCACACGCUGGACAAGACACUGGACUCCGAUUACGGCUCGGUGGACCUCGAGAGCGUCCGGGACUUUCACGCCGCGGCUCCCAAACACACGGACAGCAAAGCCGGCCAUUUUGGGGGUCUGAUGAAGUUCUUCAGCAAUGUAGCGGAGUCAGCAAGAAAGUGGAGGACUUCCUCUCGCUCCUUCUCUCCUCCAGACGGCGGCGCGGAGCGUUCCCCGCUGGGCUCCCCGAAAUCAGGUCAACGCCUGGGGAAUUACGUCCACAGCGUGUCCCUCACCCUCCGCAGCGAGGACCUCCCGGAGUGUCCCCCCACUCCGGCCUCACCCGUGUCCUCUCACCCCACUCGCGCCGCUGCCUGUGACCCUGUCUCACUCCCCCUGAUAGGAAGGCAGUCGCCUCAGGUUGUUCUGAAGUCAUGGAGGGUGAGUCCAGACUCCUCCAGCGUUAACGGCCUGCCAUGUGUGACCUCGGAGGAGACGACCAGACGGAUGGACAGACAGCCAGAGGAACGGGUGUGGCACACCUCAGUAGCCACAGUCGAAAAUCAUGUGUUACACUCAGGACGGGAGAGACAAACUCAGAGAAAGGGAGAUACAGAGGAAGACAAUUCCGAAUGUCUGUCUGCUGGGGAGAAGACAAUAAGAGAGGGAGAAGAGGGACACUCAGGAAAUUAUGUGGAUUCCAGGGAUGCUCUUCCUGCCUCGCUUCACACACCACUUUCAAACGGCCAAACAGGAGUAGGGGAAGGAGAUACGGUAGCCAAUAGAGAGCCAGCAGCAAACUGUCACCAGGAAGUGUUUAAGGGAGCUCUAUCAGGCAGCGGUUUGAGGAGACCGAGGCCAGUCCAGUCCUGUUCUAAUCCAGUGAAGACCCCUUCAAAUCCCCCCCGUCCCCGUCCCCGCCCCGCCUCGGCCCUCGUGGACCUCCGUAGCCCAAUUCCAGAGGACUCUGUGUCCGCCGAUACCCAGGAGACCCAGUGGGGCUCCGUGUGCCGGCGCAUGCGCUGGCCCGGCACCGUGACGCAACUCUCUCCGACGCAGAGACAUGCAGGCCGUCCGGCCAGGCCCCGCUCUGUCAUAGAGCCUUCCACUACCGUGGAGACACACCCUGCACAGACUCACAGAGCCCUGUCUCGCCCCCUGGGGGUGUCGCCUUUAGAGCCCCCCCUCAGAGUGUCUCUUCAGCGGUGUCAAUCGCUCCCUCUACCGCCGUGCACCCCCACUGCCCUGGCUCUGUUCCGGACACACACAGGUAUCCCCCAGUCCGUGUGUCUCCGUGAUGGAGGGUCUGGUAGCUGCAGGAAGAGGCUGCUCAGACCCGGUUCUGGACCUGUGCAAGUUAACAUGUUGAUAAGCGGUGGAUCCAUCGUCAGCGCUGAGGCAGUAUGGGACCAUGUGACCAUGGCCGACCGGGAGUUGGCGUUUAAGGCGGGUGAUGUCAUCAAGGUGCUGGACGCGUCUAAUAAAGACUGGUGGUGGGGCCAGAUCGACGAGGAGGAGGGGUGGUUCCCCGCUAGCUUCGUACGGGUCGAACCCCACCCUCCUCAACCCCAAACAAAACAGGUUUUCUAUAUCAACCCCAUAGCAACUCCUCGGUUCCAAAACGCCACGUCUAAGGAGUGUGUGUGUUGGUCUCCUCAGCUCUGGGUGAACCAGGAGGAUGGAGGGGUGGAGACGGCCGAGGGGACCAGUGAGGUGGCCAAUGGACACCUGGAUCCCACCAACGACUGCCUGUGUCUGGGCUCGCCGCUUCAGAACCGCGACCAGAUGAGAGCUAACGUCAUCAACGAGAUCAUGAGCACGGAGAGACACUACAUCAAACACCUCAAGGACAUCUGCGAGGGCUACCUGCGUCAGUGUAGGAAGAGAGUAGACAUGUUCAAUGAUGACCAGCUGAGGGUGAUCUUCGGGAACAUAGAAGACAUCUACCGAUUCCAAAUGGGCUUUGUCAGAGACUUGGAGAAGCAGUACAACAACGAGGAGCCACACCUGUCUGAGAUAGGGCCCUGCUUUCUAGAACAUCAAGAUGGCUUCUGGAUCUACUCGGAGUACUGCAACAAUCACCUGGAUGCAUGUAUGGAGCUCUCCAAGCUGAUGAGAGAUGGGAGGUACCAGCACUUCUUUGAGGCCUGCCGUCUACUGCAGCAGAUGAUUGACAUCGCUAUCGAUGGUUUCCUGCUUACGCCCGUCCAAAAGAUCUGCAAAUACCCUCUUCAGCUGGCCGAGCUGCUGAAAUACACAGCACAGGAGCACAGUGACUAUCGCUAUGUGGCAGCAGCGCUAGCGGUGAUGCGUAACGUCACUCAACAGAUCAAUGAGCGGAAAAGGAGGCUGGAGAACAUCGACAAAAUUGCUCAAUGGCAAGCCUCUGUCCUGGACUGGGAGGGUGAUGACAUCCUGGACAGGAGCUCAGAGUUGAUCUAUACAGGAGAGAUGUCCUGGAUCUACCAGCCCUAUGGACGCAGUCAGCAACGUGUCUUCUUCCUCUUCGAUCACCAGCUUGUUCUCUGUAAGAAGGACCUCAUCCGUAGGGACAUCUUAUACUACAAGGGUCGAAUCGACAUGGAUCGCUACGAUGUGCGGGACGCCAUCGACGGUCGUGACGAUGACUUCAACGUGAGUGUGAAGAACGCCUUCAAACUGCACAACAAAGACAGCGAGGAGCUCCACAUCUUCCUGUCCAAGAAAUUGGAGGAGAAGAUACGAUGGCUCCGGGCUUUCCACGAGGAGAGGAAGAUGGUGCAGGAGGAUGAGAAAAUCGGGUUUGAGAUCUCUGAGUACCAGAAGCGCCAGGCAGCCUUGACCGUGAGGAAGGUAGCUAAACAGAAAGUUAUGGAGGAGAAAGAGGCCCUGGAGAUCUAUUGCCGGAAAAUGGUAACACAAGUCAACAAUCAGCUGAAUGCAGAAAUUGGAGGGAAGACAAGAGAAGAGAGGGGGAAAGAGGAGAGAAAGCAGCCUUCAUGGGAAGGGGAGGAGAGUUGUUUGCAGAGUGAGGCCUACUGCAGGAGGAUGAUCAGACAAGUCUGCAGAAAACAGAACCCAGAGACUACAAAAGAAAUGCACAGAUGGAAAAAAGAUCAGUCCAAGAGAAAGCAAGAGAAAGAACCCACAGGAUCUGGGAAGAGGAUCUCGUCCCACCCAGUCCCUCCACAGCUUAUAUCCGUCCUGAAACUCAAGUCUUUUACAAAGGAGAUGACACGGGCUGUAAACACAGAGCUGCAUGACCCAACAGUGUGUCAUGGAUGUAUACAGCAGCAGGCAGCCCUAUCCUUGGACACCUUCAUCAGGAGUAAGACCACUCAAUUAGAUGCGACCACACUGGAGGAAAGACUGCAGACACUCCUCUGCAACAGGGAUGCAAUAUGUCUGUUGGGGGAGUUGCUGAGGGGUCUCCCUAAGCCCUCUGAUGCACCCAGCAGGAUGUGGGAACUACUGCAGGCCAGGGAAAGGAGCAGACAGCCAUCUGGAGUUACCUUGGCAACAGAACAGAGAUCUCGAAAUAGGGCUCACACACUCCGCCCAUUCAAUGGUUUAGGAGAAUUAACCAGCCACUUGUUUUCCUCAUAGACAUGUCAACCAACGGUGCUGAUUAUUGAGCAAAUAGAUUAAAAAAAAAAACAUUAAAUCAGAAGUUUCUUUUUUCUUUUGUUAUUGAUAUUUCUCAGGAGAAAUAUAAUAUAAGGAUAUGAAAUAUUGUUUUUUCAUAUGGCUAAGCAAUAACUGAUUAGAAACACUUGAUUAGAAACCAGUGAGGUUGUUGUAAUGUAUAUUUAAAAAAAUAAUGGUUGUUUUACUUCCUGAACCAGAAUCUCAGAAAGAGGAAACAGCGUAAGUCCUGUCCCCUGAUUAGACACUGUUGUUCUGGGGUUACCCUGACAAUGGUACAGCAUCUUAUCGUUAUGAUGGAGAAGUGACUGUGUAUUGCAGCCUGUGGUUUACAACAAAUUCAGUUGAUUAGUAUUAUUAAUGACAUAAAAUGCAAGUAUUAAAUGUAAAAAUAAGUUUCUACUGCUGCUAAACAUUUCCACCAAAAAUAUAUACACUGUAUAUGUUUAAGAUGUUUCUAACUGCUGUGAAUGAUUGAAAGUCUAUGGCAACGCUUACCUUUGCCAUCACAGUGGAAAGGAAUUAUUGUGGAAACCCUGUUAACGGGUGUGGAAUUAGUGGGGGACGUUGGUGCUCAUGACUUCAUUUGUGAUACAAAUGUAAAUGGCAAGUUUAAAAUGGUUCAAACAUUUCUGUAAAUCCACCAUGGAAAAC